Messenger RNA from Puccinia graminis f. sp. tritici CRL 75-36-700-3, 2256 nucleotides. RefSeq lists its product as uncharacterized. Lineage: Eukaryota; Fungi; Basidiomycota; Pucciniomycetes; Pucciniales; Pucciniaceae. The coding region runs from base 1 to 2256 and encodes 751 amino acids. The transcript has 3 exons. The record is from RefSeq and is a predicted model, not a curated record.
AUGUAUCCUCAUGUGAUCUUUCGGCCUCCAAUACUCUGUCACAUCGUCUGGUGGAUUGCGGUCGUUGCGGCUCCGGAUCCAAUCGAGUUCACCUCCGAUUGGUGGGAUCACACCACCUUACAUGAUGAAGAGCCGUUGCCUUCGGCACGGGACCUCUUGACCGCCUUCGCGUUCAAUCCGCGUCUACAACUUCCUCAGCAUGAACAGGGUCGGCCUUCCUUACAAAGCACGAUUCCUUUGGUUUUGCGAGCAGAAUCGCCAGCAAGUCCGUCUUCAGGGCCUGAUUUGGUCCCCAACGCUGCUUUCUUCGAGGACGUUUCAUUAGACUCAUCGCUCAUCUCACGAAAACCGAGAUAUGAUCCACCAAAACCUUCUACAACCCCACGAAUUACAACUUCUUCGGUCUUGCGAGCAGAAUCCCCAGCGAGCCCGUCUUCAGAGCCUGAUUUGAUUCCAAACGCUGCUUUCUUCGAGGACAUUUCACUACACUCAUCGCUGAUCUCACGAAAGCCAAGAUAUGAUCCAUCAAAAGCUUCUGCAACCCCCGAAUCCAAGUCCGCGUCUUCGGAUCCUGCUCUGAUUGAAAAUGCUGCUUUCUUCCAUGACGCAUCGUUGGAUUCCAGACUGAUCAAAAAAAGAACCCAUGACGGACAACUCAAACUUGCCACUUCCAACACGCAUUCCAUCUUACCCUACCCUCGAGGCCCCAUGAGUAGCGCUUUUUCCCCGGAUGAAACCAAUCUUCACGGUUCCGCGACCCAAGCACCCAUCGCCGUUGACUCGUCGAUCAAGGAAAUACUCCAAACGUUGCCCUAUGAAUAUGAUGUCAAUAAGCGCCAUCAGAGACCUGGCCAGUUUACAGGGGCAGCACCAGCGACUCUCAUAUUCAAAAAAGCUGGCGUUGAGUCUGAUGCGACAGGGAGCAAACUAAACACAGCCACACCACAUCCGGAGAAUCAACUCAUUCCGUCCCAGAGCGAACCUGUUGCCCGGGAGAUGAACGAUCGCAUUGUCAUCUUACUGGUCAAGGAGCAUCUUGAAAAAUUUCGUCAGAGAGCCAAUGCGAGGGAAUUCGUGCCUCGAAGUCAAGGACGACGGAUCCAGUUUGGCGAUGAACCUCUCGCGAUGCUACGCCAGGUCCAACCUUUCUCUGGUUACGUCAUAAGACCCUUACAACGUCCAGAUUCUAUGGACUGUACUCAGAGGGCUGCAGUUCUGGUAGCCUUUUACACCUAUUUAUGUGAAUCUAUUCACACCUUGCACGAGGAGCGCUUGAGAAACUCAAACCUUCCCUCCUACAAGUACAGGGAACAGCAGCAAAAACUGUUCAACUGGCUCGAUAAUCUAAUCUUCACGCCGCCUGGUGGUAUGCCACUCAUGGGAACUAGGAAUUUGGUCUAUCCCGAAUGGCGAAAAAACGAUGAACUUGAGGAUAGCCAGUUACAGUUACUGAAAUUCUUCACUCAACAUAAAGACACAAAUCAACUUGGACCCUCUACUGUCUCCAAGCUUUUAGACUUCUUCAUAUCUCAGCAGAAGAUCGAUUAUUCAGCACCUAGCCGCACUCGAGAAGAUCUAAUUGGAAUUCACAUGAGUCCAGACUUCCAGGAAGGAAUGAAUUUUAUGUUAAAACUUACUGUCAAGACUGAGAAGGACUUCACAUUUCUGCUACGAUACUGGAAAGGAUCACUUCAACAUGAUCACCUCAUGUCACAAAGUGCCGAGUCUUUCAAAAGUAAAUUUGACCGAACGGCUUUGACGAACCUCUAUCUGGCAUUCCAUCCGAGGUUACCAAUAGCCAUGUAUUUUCCCGAUUGCAAGGCAGGUUACGAUGAAAAGCCAACCCAUGGAAUCUUACGAGUGUUGGAAAAGCCAGGUGGUAAAGCAUUGAUAGAAUCAAAGCGGUUCUCUGCGAAGUUCAGAAGAUUGAUUUCUGGAGUCAAUUAUAUCCAUGUUGAGCUAGCAAAAAUUUUGAAGAUAGACGGAGAAGAAUUUGAAAUAAGAAAAGGAAGGCUCUUUGAUUGGCUUGUCAAUAUCAUAGUCGACAAAGAAUCAACUCUACCAAUAAUUGGGAGGAUGCCACUCAAUGAUGGUCUAGCACCUUGGGAGGACGCCCGCUAUGGGGUGGGCGAGUUAUUUACACCUGUUCAAGUAAAAUUAAUCAAACACUUUUCAAGGAACGAAGACCUUGCUGGUUUUCAAGAUGUCACUGCCUUUGUUCUCACUACUUGGUACCAAGAGCAUUGUUCUUUCUGA